Molecule: messenger RNA, 3465 nt
Organism: Microtus oregoni (creeping vole)
Lineage: Eukaryota; Metazoa; Chordata; Mammalia; Rodentia; Cricetidae
Gene: Kctd6
Product: potassium channel tetramerization domain containing 6
Exons: 4
Coding region: 515-1228 (237 amino acids)
Biological process (GO): protein homooligomerization; ubiquitin-dependent protein catabolic process
Molecular function (GO): cullin family protein binding
Source: RefSeq, a predicted model, not a curated record
UGCUGGGUGUCAAAGGUGACCCAUGGUGUGGUCGUGAGGAGCCCCUGCAGCACCUGCUGGGCUGUGGCAGAGGAGGCUGUGUCUGGGGUGGGACGGAGAAACGAAACGUGACUGAGAUCCUGUUUGGAUAUUCUGCUGAAGUUGUCACGUUUCUGUCCAGUACAGCAGUUCACACAGCAAGUUGAUAAACCCAGUUGUAGUUUUCGGUGAUGCAAGGUGUUUGCCUCACAAGUAGACCUUGGGUGAUGUGGCUUGGCUGAGAAUGUUUGGGAUAUCCCAAGCAUCUGUCUCCAGCGUAUCUCCUUGGCUGGCUCAUCUUUUUCUCUAUUCUAGUAUGGGAAUAAUGUUGCGGUAUCACAGGCCUGAUACCGAGAAGUGUUUUCAAAAGAGCACAGGUCCAGGUGGGCAGCUCACAUGGUUGAGAGAGGGGGAGAAGAGGAAAAAAAAUCCAUCUCUGGUUUAGUUGUCGAGUCUUCCUGGUUCCUGGGCUCCUGACGGACCCGUGCUGGAGCAGAUGGAUAAUGGAGACUGGGGAUAUAUGAUGACUGACCCAGUCACGUUGAAUGUAGGUGGACACUUGUACACAACGUCCCUUACCACACUGACACGUUACCCGGAUUCCAUGCUUGGAGCUAUGUUUGGGGGGGACUUCCCCACAGCCCGAGACCCGCAAGGCAAUUACUUCAUCGAUCGAGAUGGACCUCUUUUCCGCUAUGUCCUCAACUUCUUACGAACUUCAGAAUUGACCCUCCCUCUGGAUUUUAAGGAAUUUGAUCUUCUUCGGAAAGAAGCUGACUUUUACCAGAUUGAACCCUUGAUUCAGUGUCUCAAUGACCCUAAGCCUUUGUAUCCUAUGGAUACUUUUGAAGAAGUUGUAGAGCUGUCUAGUACUCGGAAGCUUUCUAAAUAUUCCAAUCCUGUGGCCGUCAUCAUAACCCAGUUAACCAUCACCACCAAGGUGCAUUCCCUACUAGAAGGCAUCUCAAAUUAUUUCACCAAGUGGAAUAAGCACAUGAUGGACACCAGAGACUGCCAGGUUUCCUUCACCUUUGGACCAUGCGAUUAUCACCAGGAAGUUUCUCUCCGGGUCCACCUGAUGGAAUACAUUACAAAGCAAGGUUUCACAAUCCGCAAUACUCGGGUGCAUCACAUGAGCGAGCGGGCCAACGAGAACACAGUAGAGCACAACUGGACUUUCUGUAGACUGGCCCGGAAAACAGAUGACUGAUCGCCAGUGCUGGGGAGGACUUCCUGUAAGCUCACGUUUGUCUGGGGACAUGAAAGAGACUGUUCUUGUUUUCUAAAUCAUAGUGUACCCCCUUUUUAAUAUUUGUAUUUAUUUGAAGGCCUCGAGGACCAGAAGGAAGUUCCGUGUGUGAGCAGCCUUCUUGUUUUGUUCCAAAUAUGCAUGUGCCUGUUCAGAGUCUCCAGAAACCUUUUUUAUAAAAAGAGAGCUUGAAAAUCAUUAUGAUAUAUAAUCUACCCUUAACAGUGCUAAAAUGAUUUCUGGUAACGUGGUCCCUAACUCAACUGGAAGGCUAAAAAUACAGUAAUGAAAGAUUAAGCAGAGUAUUCAUGUCUUUGAGGAAAAUGAGAAUAUCAUGUAGGGUGACCUCGAUUCCAGACCAAUAGGCAGUAGUGUAUUAAAGGAAGACUGGCCAAUCACCUGCUGAUCCUUGUAAGGACUGUUUCUUUCUAUGCAUAUAAAUCAAGCAACCAAAUAUCUGUAGCCAUUGAAAUGUCUGACUAGAAAUAUUUAUAUUGGAUUCUCAAUACAAAAUAUCCCUGUGGUAGAAACCUUAUGCCUGGUACAGUUUCAUUCCCAAGUGUACUGUCGACCAGGAAAGCAAAAUCUAAUAAAAAAUGGAGUAUGAACAUUAAGGGUUGUAUUUAUUGCUAUAUAAGGGGAAAGUCAUAUUCUCUGUCAGAAGUAUGCAUUGCUUGUGUCUCAAACUGCUUAUAGCACAUUUGUAAUGGAGUUGCCAGAACUCAGUGGAACCUUAGAUUUUAGUUCAGAAAGCCAGCUGUGCCAUCAGAGAUAAGCAGUUUUGUCUAAAGAGUGCAAAGCCAUGUUCAGAUAGGAUUUUCAGGGAAUAUUACAGGGUUUUCAACAGCCACAGCUAUGACUAGGACUCACUCCAGCUUCUGCUGCAUGUGGGGGACAAAAUGACUCUAGCCAUCUUAUUCUUAUGUAUUGUGGUAGCCACAAAUGUAUGUUUUUGUCAGAUGUAAGUUCAACUCUGAGAAGAAUAAGUUGCAGUGAAGGAUCGGAAAUAAGAGAAAAUGUAUGUACAUUUGCUUAUUUCAUUGUUGUCUUGUUUCAGAGUUGAUAGGAGUCUGUUGCUUGAAAGUUUCUCAUAGGAAGGAGUGUGUUAAUUACAGUGAGACUUUCUAGUUUGUGAACAUCGGAUAAAAAUGUCCCUGCUUUAAGGGAACAGUGGACUUCUUUGGUGUUGGCCCUAUGGCAGACGAAACACUCUUUUCCUCUUCUCUGAGAAGAGAUUCUCCCUUUGAAAGGAAGAUUAAAAUAUUUACUUAUAUAUCUCUUUGAAAAUUUAAGAUUUGACAAAUCACACACACACACACACACACACACACACACGAAACCCAUAAUUAUCUCAUCUUCAAACAAGGAUUCUUCAAUAUUAUUGACAGGUUUCUGUAGUUUCAUUGUAUUGAUGGACAGGUGAGAAGAGGCUACUGUUGGCUUCUGUUGUAAAUUGAUCUGUAGUUUCCUAAUAAAGACCCAGAUCAGUCCUGUGCUAUGGAGCUAGCUGAAGCCAACAUGAAGUAAGAUGAUUUGGGUUCAGAACUCUUGUGGAGGGCUCUUAGUUAAGAGUACUUGUUGCUCUUGUAUAGGAAUUUGGUGCCCAACACCUAUGUCACCAGCUCACAACUGCCUGUAACGCCAGCUCUAGGCAGAUCUGACACCACUGGUUUACACACACACACACACACACACACACACACACACACUUACACUUAAAAUAUAUAUUAUAUAUAAAAUUAUAUAUAUAUAAUUAUAUAUAUACACAUAUAUAUAUAUAUACAUACAUAAAAGUUGUGAAAGUAGGAGUAAUACUAGUUUUAAGUUUAGGAAAAAGGAAAACUUCUGAAUUUUCUUCCUUGUCCCCAUUCUCCCUAAAGGGAAGAUUGCUUUUGGCAAAUUUUCUCUGGUUUACUAAUUAUUAGUAGGUAAAUGAUUGCUUAUUUAAAUAAAAGCAGCCAGCAGGAUUUUUAAGGCUUGUUUGUUUUCUUCCCUCACUCCUGGGGAUUGACCUGGGUAUUAUUCAUGUUAGGUAAGUGCUUGUCACUUAGCUGCAGUCCAUGCUGUAACUGUUUUAUGUUGUUGUGGAGUUGAAAAUGAAAUGAAAAACAUCAUUUGGGGGGCCAGAGAGAUGGCUCAGAGGUUAAGAGCACUGACUGCUCUUCCAGAGGUUAUGGGUUCAAUUCCCAGCAACCACA